This is a messenger RNA of Microdochium trichocladiopsis, 858 nucleotides long. RefSeq names its product ankyrin repeat-containing domain protein. The record is from RefSeq and is a predicted model, not a curated record. Gene Ontology annotation, molecular function: transcription cis-regulatory region binding; protein binding. Gene Ontology annotation, biological process: positive regulation of transcription by RNA polymerase II. The transcript has 3 exons. The annotation marks the transcript as partial. Gene Ontology annotation, cellular component: nucleus. NCBI's taxonomy places the organism in Eukaryota, Fungi, Ascomycota, Sordariomycetes, Xylariales, Microdochiaceae.
GGAGAGACACCAUUAUUGUGGGCAGCUCUAAGCGGCAACGCGAUCAUUGUUGAAAUACUUCUGCGGGCGGGAGCAAGCAUUGAUGCUCGUGGCCGCGGAUUUUGCACUCCUCUCCUGUGGGCGACCAUCUGCGGGCAUCUGCCGGCCGCCCAUCUUCUACUUAAGCAUGGCGCGGAUGUUAACGUUCAAGAUGCCGGGGGGCGCACUCCACUGCACUGGUCGUCUAAGAAAGGGCACACAGCAAUUGCCCAAAGAUUGCUUGAAUUCGAAGCAAAAGUCGACCUCAAAGACGCACAAGCUCAGACUCCAUUGAUUUGCGCAGCGAAGAACGGUCAUAAAUUAACAAUGGAAGUCUUGAUCGCUAAGAAUGCUGCGUUAGAGGCACGGGAUACAUAUGGAAGAACCCCGCUUCUAUGGGCCGCUUCCAUCGGAAGCUUGGAUGCGGUCAUUCGCCGCCUCAUCCGGUGGAGGGCAAAUGUUAACUGCACCAACAUCCACGACGAGACCCCGUUGCUUUUGGCAGUUCGGCGCGGACAUUCCGACAUCGUAGUUAUGCUGCUUCGAGCCAGAGCAGAUCCUAACAUUACAGACCUCGAAGGAUCGACACCUCUCAUGGCGUCUGCCGCGAUUGGCAGAGUAGAUAUCGCGAGAAAUCUCCUGGAAUCCGGUGCCAUGGUUACAGAUCACACGGAGUAUACUCCAUUGUUCUAUGCGGUCAGGGAGGGCACCAUUGACAUAGUUCGAGUGUUGCUGGCGCAUGGCGCCAGCCUCGAGGCCAGAGAUCGAGAUGGCAGGACUGUACUCUUUCACGCAGUGGGUCGAGGGCAUCAGACAAUCACGGAGUUGCUAUUGGAGCAC